CCGAUCAGCUGCAGCUUCUAGGGGGGCUGCUGAUAAAACAUAGCUUAGCUCUGCCGACAGCAGGUAAAUGUGGCGGUAGGCAGGAUGGUCCUCGGCUGACAGGGGCAGUUUUAGCCCGAGUCCAGACAGCGUCUAUAACCUGGAAACCCUCCGUCAGUUGGAGCUGUUAGCUCAGCGGAGUGAAGUGAAGGUGUACCAUGAGUGGCCAGAGUCCAGCCGUGGAUAAAGGAAUGAACACUAUCCUGGUCUGCCAGGAGAGCUACGCCUGUGGAGGCUCAGACGAGGCCGCGUUUGAAUGCGAUGAAUGCAGCAGCUUGCAGUGUGCCCGCUGUGAACUGGAGCUCCACCGGCAGGAGCGCAUGAGGAAUCAUGACCGGGUUCGGAUCACAGCGGGUCACGUUCCCUUCUGCGACUCCUGUAAAGGCAACAACAGCUGCGCUGUCAGACUCAGAGCAGUGGUGCGUUGCCAGGGCUGUAAGAUCAACUUGUGUUUGGACUGCCAGAAACGCACCCACGGUGGAGUAAACAAGAGGAAGCACCCUCUGACGCCUUAUCCCCCCGCCAAGGCUCCUCAGGACAGUGGUGUAACUGACGGGGAGAUGGAGAUCUUCAAACUGAAGCUUGAGAAGGUGUGCAGCUUCCUGUUGGUUGACGAGAGGGAGGAAAUGCAGGUGAACAAUGAGGAGGACUUUGUCAGCAGACUGGGCUGCAGCCCAGAUGAACUGCUCAAGGUGGUCUCCAUAUUUGGCAACACUGGGGAGGGAAAAUCUUACACCCUGAACCACACUUUCUUCCUUGGGAGAGAAGUAUUUAAGACAUCCCCUACACAGGAGUCCUGCACCGUGGGUGUUUGGGCAGCUUUGGACCCCAUUCAUAGAGUUGUAGUCCUUGACACAGAGGGAUUGCUCGGGGCUGGAGCUAAUCAAGGUCAGCGGACCAGACUGCUCCUAAAGGUCCUAGCUAUCUCUGAUGUGGUUAUCUACAGAACCCAUGCAGACCGUCUCCAUGAUGAUCUCUUUAAGUUCCUUGGAGACGCAUCAGACGCCUACCUAAAACACUUUUCUAGGGAGCUGAAGGUAACCACGGCCCGCUGUGGUCUGGAUGUUCCCUUGUCCACACUGGGUCCUGCGGUGAUCAUUUUCCAUGAGACCGUCCACACCAAGCUUCUGGGAUCAGACAAACCCUCUGAAUCUGCUGAGCGUCUGCUCCAGGACCGUUUCAGGAAACUGGGGCUUUUCCCCGAGGCUUUCAGCUCCAUCCAGUACCGCGGGACUCGCACCUACAACCCUCCCACAGACUUCAGUGGUUUGCUGCGCAGCCUGGAGCAGCAGCUGGAUAACAACAACACCCGAUCACCGCGCUCUGCAACCGUUGUCUUCAAGGCUCUUCAGGCCUUGAGUGAGCGUUUCUGUGGGGAGAUUCCAGAUGAGCAAAUGACCAGUAACUCCUUUUUCCCAGAUGAGUACUUCACCUGCUCCAGCAUAUGCCUCAGCUGUGGAUCAGGUUGCAAGAGAAGCAUGAAUCACCUAAAAGAGGGAGUCGACCACGAAGCCAAACAUCGCUGCCGCUACUCUGCGCAAUCAGACAACCGCAUCUACACUUGCAAGGCCUGCUAUGAAGGGGGGAAGGAAGUGAUAGUGGUUCCCAAAACGACGGCGUCUUCUGACUCACCGUGGUUUGGCUUGGCUAUCUACGCCUGGUCGGGAUAUGUAAUCGAGUGUCCGAACUGUGGAGUGAUCUACAGAAGUAGACAGUACUGGUAUGGAAACCAGGAUCCAGUGGAAACUGUGGUGAGGACGGAGAUCCAGCACAUCUGGCCUGGGUCUGAUGGCUUUUUGAAAGACAACAACAAUGCUGCUCAAAGGCUGUUGGAUGGAGUCAAAUUCAUUUCUCAGUCUGUGUCUGAACUCAGCGUCAAACCGGCCAAAGCGGUCACCUCCUGGCUGACCGACCAGAUCGCUCCCUCCUACUGGAAACCCAACUCUCUGAUCUUGAACUGCCAUAAAUGUGGGGAAGAGUUUCAGCCCAAUGACACGAAGCACCACUGCCGUGCCUGCGGAGAGGGUUUCUGCGACGCCUGCUCCUCCAAAACCCGGCCGGUCCCGGAGAGGGGCUGGGGGCUGGCGCCAGUCCGCGUCUGCGAUGCCUGCUUUCAAAACAGAGGGAUCUCAACUGAGCUACUUGAUGCUGCCUUAGAGGAAGAAGGAGGUACCCUGAUAGCAAGAAAGGUUGGAGAGGCGGUUCAAAACACUUUGGGUGCCGUAGUUGGUGCCAUUGACAUACCUUUAGGUUUAGUAAAAGACGCUGCUCGUCCUGCAUACUGGGUCCCAGACCAGGAAAUCGAGUUCUGCUGCGAGUGUCGCAGGGAGUUCACUCCACGUCUGUCCAUCCACCACUGCCGCGCCUGUGGCAAGGGCGUCUGCGACGACUGCUCCCAGGAGCGCCGCCCCGUGCCGUCCCGUGGCUGGGACCACCCGGUGCGGGUCUGUAAUGGCUGUGUCCAGAAAUCUGGGGAACUCUAGCAGGACACCUAGCUGGACUGAUUAAAUGGCACAAGACCUCCCAAGAACACUAGAGGCUAGAACCUCAUACCGUCCUUGAAGCUGCGGGAAAACAAACCAGUCUAACACUUUGAUCGGUUUCAUCAGACUGACUUCUAUAUGCCUAAAAUUCACACAGUGAAUACCUGUUAAAAUAGACUUGACUUGAAUAUUAGGAUG
Messenger RNA from Cyprinodon variegatus (sheepshead minnow), 2720 nucleotides. It is a transcript of the gene zfyve1, whose product is annotated as zinc finger, FYVE domain containing 1. Gene Ontology annotation, molecular function: zinc ion binding; GTPase activity; GTP binding. The record is from RefSeq and is a predicted model, not a curated record. Lineage: Eukaryota; Metazoa; Chordata; Actinopteri; Cyprinodontiformes; Cyprinodontidae. The transcript has 13 exons. The coding region runs from base 198 to 2522 and encodes 774 amino acids.